AAUGUAAUGGCUCAUAAAAUAAUCGAUAUUGCAAAAGAAAGAAAUUUUAGUUUAGAAAGAUUAUUUUCGUUUGAGUUAUGCCCAAAUAAUAUUUUAUUCAACGAUGAUGGUUCAUUAAAGAAAGAAACUAGCAAAAGCGAUCUUGUCAAAGUAUUAGAAAAACAAACCGAUGUUCAAUGCAAUGUAGAUGUGAGAGCUUUACAUAGUUUUACUUUAAUUGUAGACGUUAUGAUCAUUUGUAGAUAAUUGAGCUUCAAAAAGAUGGAUACAUUUGAAGACUUUGCAAAAGCUUUUUGUGGCUCAGUUUCCAACAUUUCGAACCAAGGAGCACAUCGAAUCGACUUUGUUUUUGAUUCUUACACGGACACAUCUAAGAAGUUUGUAGAAAGACUGAUUAGAUAUCAAAAUAAAUCAAUAGAUAUACACGUAAUUCAUGAAAACGUACCUACUCCGAAAGAAGAAAAACUGUUUUGGGGAUCAAAUAAAAAUAAAGUUUUAUUGCAGUAUUUUAUUCGCAAAUACGUCCUGGAAAAAAGCUCGAGUAUUUGGCCAGGUGUAGAAAUCAUGUGCAGUGCUACCAAUGAACUAUCAUGCGAAUCUAAUCAUACCAUAGACAAUUUAAAAUUGAAAGAAUUACAGCGAAACGAGAUUGAAGAGGCAGAUUCUAGAAUUAUUAUACACGUCAUGCAAGCUAGCAGAGAGGGUGAAAAAAAUAGUAGUUUUGUCGUCUGAUACUGAUGUUGUAAUGUUGUUGCUAUAUUAUUGGAUUAAAUUCGAAGAGAAAAACUUAAAGGAAUUGUGGAUUAGAGUAGGAGCAGCAGCAAAAAAACGGUUUUUACCUGUACAUAUUGUUGCUAAACAUGAACAAACUGGCAUUCAACUUUGUUCAACGUUGUUAGCAGUACACCACCUUACAGGCUCUGAUUACACCAGCAAAAUUGGUACCAAAUAUAGUGCUUUACGAAGUAGUCCCAAAAAAUUUCUUAGAAGCGUUGCCCAAGGUAUAUCGAAGUUAGAAAUAGAAAAUUGUAUCGAGGAAGCCGAGAAAUACCUUGUGCAAGUGAUAAAAAAAGGUAACGCUUGUCUAACAUUCGACGAACUUAGAUUUUGGAUGUAUCAUUAUGGAAACACAGCAUCGAUAUUAGAUCUUCCACCAACUAGUAACUCAAUUAAAUUACAUAUAUUGAGAGCCUUCUAUGCAACCUUUGAACACAUGAAUUUGCUAAAUGCAGAAUGUCCAAAAUUAGAUCCUUUAGAAUUCGGUUAUAUUCAACAAGAGGAACAUUUGAUUCCAAUAAAAGUUGCAGUCUCGUUUCCGCCAAUGGAUGAGUUGGUACCGAAUUGCAAUAGCACAAAUUGUUCAAGAAAAACGUGUCUUUGUAGAUCGGCAGGCCUAUCAUGCAUAUCUUUCUGUAUUUGUCGUUCAACAGGCGUUUGUAAAAAUCCGUAUGACUCAAAAGACAAGAAUGAUAAUUUUAAUUUAAAUCCAAAAUUUUAUUUUCAUUAAAUUUAAAAUAUUUGU
Molecule: messenger RNA, 1522 nt
Organism: Nasonia vitripennis (jewel wasp)
Lineage: Eukaryota; Metazoa; Arthropoda; Insecta; Hymenoptera; Pteromalidae
Exons: 3
Coding region: 746-1507 (253 amino acids)
Source: RefSeq, a predicted model, not a curated record